This is a messenger RNA of Microthlaspi erraticum, 207 nucleotides long. NCBI's taxonomy places the organism in Eukaryota, Viridiplantae, Streptophyta, Magnoliopsida, Brassicales, Brassicaceae. The record is from the annotation of a GenBank genome assembly.
AUGAAACGAACGAGAGUCAUCGAGAUUGUGGCUGCGAGAGACAUUGUCUUUGCGCUUGCUCAUUCUGGUGUUUGCGCAGCUUUCAGCAGAGAGACGAACAAAAGGGUUUGCUUUUUGAAUGUUAGCCCUGAUGAAGUCAUCCGGAGCUUGUUCUACAACAAGAACAAUGACUCUCUCAUCACUGUUUCUGUUUACGCCUCUCUUUGA